AUGAGUUUUUCCACAACAUGCGAAUUCGAUCACUCCAAAAAUAUCCAUCGUAAAUUCAAUACUCUUCAUGUGUCAUCCAGAAAACAUGUAGAUCCUUUGAUAACCACAAAACCAUUCGAAACACGCAAUCAUGGAUAACAAUUCGAACAACAUUUUGCCCAUUACUUGAAAGGGGACUUGAAUCUCUAAAGAUUAAUACAAACUCUCAACUACCCAAGACUGAAUGCAGAACAACAAAUCUAACCCAAACAUAGAAUGACUCUCAAAAUACGUCAAUAGACAGAACAAAGAAAAAACUAUCUAAAGAGUAAAAUUGUCAAAGUUCGCAACCUUAUCAAUGAGAAAGUAGCAAUCAAAAAACCUCACAAUGAAGAAAUCAGACAAGGCAAUGCUCAAACUCUCACUAUAGUAUAAACUAUUUUAGACAUAGCCAAUCACAAAGAUAAUUCUAUGGGUUACCAAGAGAAAUUGAUACCCAAAACCAAAAGUCUGAAAUAAUAUCGUCUCAAUUAUGACAAUGUGGAACCUCUCUGCAAAUUGCAAUAAUAAGUUAUUCAAACCAUCCCUCCCAGAUCCUAUCUAAAAUCAGUCCUUGAAAACAAUGCCUAACUCUAUCUCCAAGAAUUAGAAGCCCAAGCUGAAUAACAUGAAAACAAUAUCAACAAAAUUGUUCGUCUCAGCAUACAAAACAAACGCAAUGACUUCACUCUAUUUCACAAGGCAGCCAAAACCGAUCGUAGAAAUUAAGAUGGAAUCUUGACUCAUGCUGAUGUCCAAUUGUAUGAUUAUCUAUACAACAAACCCAAAGGAGUCAUGAUCCAAAAACACCCCAAAUACAUUCAAAAUGUUAUCGAUUAAGAAGUGGAUUUCAGAAAGAACUUCGGCAGGAAAAUAGUCAAUCGGAAAGUCAAAAGAACUCAUUACAAUCAGGAUCCACCUGAUAAUCCUGAUGACUCUUGUGCUUCCUCUCUGUAAUCUGCUUGCGAAAUCAAAUUGGAUAACUAUUAUUCGGAAACCAGAGAGUGGAAACGCAAACAGUUUCUACAAUUACCCAGACGCAUCAAAUAAUUGAUAGCCUUUGGAAGAAUUGAAUUAGUAAUUCUCACUUAUUCAUCUAGGAAAGCCAUCCAUACGACGGUUAAUAAAUUAGAAACUUAAUGA
This is a messenger RNA of Paramecium tetraurelia, 1161 nucleotides long. RefSeq lists its product as uncharacterized. NCBI's taxonomy places the organism in Eukaryota, Ciliophora, Oligohymenophorea, Peniculida, Parameciidae. The transcript has a single exon. The record is from RefSeq and is a predicted model, not a curated record.